CGCCCUGCUGGCCAUAUGAAUCCCACAUGCAGAGUCGACAUCAACGAGCCAGAAUGCCAGCAAUGGAUGGCCGCAGUAUAUGCCAAAUGUCGGGAUCUCUUCGGUACGGAAUCGUUGCCAUUGUGGUGGGUCAACGACACCCCUGCUGUGUACAAGGCGGAUGUCGCGGCCAUGACUGUGGCAGACUGCCAUCGGCUCAAGAGGCAAUUGGCCGUCGAAGUGGCCGACGAGGAGGAGGAUCUCCAGCUGGAUAAUGUUGGCCUGGGCAGAAUGGUGGCUCUCUUCGUGGCCUGCGGAGCCAUCCUCAUGCUCGCCGUUCUUCUGUGCGGAAUGAAGUGCCAAGGCGCAAGAGCUGUCCAGGCAGCCGAGGCGAAGGCCGCAAGGGUUGAGCCGCAGGAAGAUCCACCUGAUCUGAACGCCACAAAAAAGAGGAAUAAGACCGCCAAGUGCAAAAGCUGGAUGCGCAGGAGCUGUCGGCGCUUCUUCCUCCACAACGAAUCCCAAAUAAGAAGGUCUCAGGCCAAUGCUGAAAGGGAGGUGGCUGUGCGCAACGAACGCACCCGGCAAAACAUCGCCAUGUGGACAAAUGCUCGGGAGCGCGAUGCCCAGAAGAAAAGGGAAAAGCUUCAGCGAAGUCUGGAAAAGGCCUCGAAAAAGAAAGCUCUCACGGCUAAAUAAACUACAUAGGUUAAAUAUAUUUUUUAAUAUCUUUCUUAAUAAAGCC
Molecule: messenger RNA, 724 nt
Organism: Drosophila biarmipes
Lineage: Eukaryota; Metazoa; Arthropoda; Insecta; Diptera; Drosophilidae
Exons: 1
Coding region: 16-678 (220 amino acids)
Source: RefSeq, a predicted model, not a curated record